GUUCUCGUCCUCGCGCUGCUUGGGAGAGUCAUACUGAAUCCUGCAGUCACUGACAACGAUCUUAUUCUAAGUGAAAGCAAGACGGCGCGUGUCCUGUUAUUGACAGCGCACCCGGACGACGAAUGCCUCUUCUUUGCUCCGACGGUGUCGUCACUGCUCACACCGCCUUCUACCUCACACUUGUCAGAGCGCAAUGUAGAGCUUUAUUCGCUGUGCCUAUCCAUAGGCAAUGCAGGUGGCCUCGGAGAAGUCAGAAGGGACGAGCUGGCACGCAGCCUCAGUGUCCUCGGCAUCCCAGAAACUCGAAGGUGGCUCGUUGACCAUCCCGAACUGCCGGAUAACAUUACUCGUUCAUGGGACGCGGAUGUCAUAGCUGACACCAUCAAGCCUUACGUGCUGGCGAACAAUAUCACCACGAUUCUUACAUUUGAUCGCGACGGCAUUUCAUCGCAUCCUAACCACGGCUCUCUCCCUGCCGGAGCGGCCCGUCUCGUCGCUUCUCUGUCAACAGCCUCCCCGACAAGGCCACCGCCACGACUUUUCAGCCUCAUCACCGUCCAGCUGGUGCACAAAUACAUCGGCCCCCUCUCUGCUGUACUGGCAAAAUACGAUCUCAUCUUCGCUUCGUUGUUACGCCGCUAUGGCAUGGACAGCCCGCGCCGCAUGCCCGUAUUCAUUUCGGGCAUCGAGGGGUACAAAACGGCACUCCGGGCGAUGAUGCAGCAUCGCUCGCAGCUGGUGUGGUUCCGCUGGCUGUAUGUCUCAUUCUCACGCUACCUGUGGGUAAACGAGUGGGUACAAGUC
Molecule: messenger RNA, 804 nt
Organism: Phanerochaete carnosa HHB-10118-sp
Lineage: Eukaryota; Fungi; Basidiomycota; Agaricomycetes; Polyporales; Phanerochaetaceae
Exons: 3
Biological process (GO): GPI anchor biosynthetic process
Cellular component (GO): endoplasmic reticulum
Molecular function (GO): N-acetylglucosaminylphosphatidylinositol deacetylase activity
Source: RefSeq, a predicted model, not a curated record